Messenger RNA from Ipomoea triloba (trilobed morning glory), 4064 nucleotides. RefSeq names its product auxin response factor 5. Bases 1043 to 3883 code for a protein of 946 amino acids. Gene Ontology annotation, cellular component: nucleus. Gene Ontology annotation, biological process: regulation of DNA-templated transcription; response to hormone. Gene Ontology annotation, molecular function: protein binding; DNA binding. The transcript has 13 exons. The record is from RefSeq and is a predicted model, not a curated record. NCBI's taxonomy places the organism in Eukaryota, Viridiplantae, Streptophyta, Magnoliopsida, Solanales, Convolvulaceae.
AUAAAUUUUUUGUUGUACUUUGUUCGAGUUUAGUAAAUUUAUGAGAGGGCAGUGAGCUUGCUUCUGUACACAAGCAACUGGAUUUCCCUUUUCACUAUUUAAUUUCUGACUUUAUCUGAACGAGCAGUGUCACAGUACGAUUCCGUGUUGGCAUAAAUUUGCUCUCUGCUAUUUCUUGCGCUUUGUAAAAUAUACCAGAAAAAACUAGAAAAAUUUCUCCGGUUCAUAAGCUGCAAACGGAGCGAGCUAAAACAUGCCGGGCAAAAGUGGGUUGGGCGUAGGAUAAGAGGGUGCAAAGCUUACACUUUCUUUCGCGGGUUCAAGAAAGGGGGAGAGGGAGAGAGCAAAAAAAGAUUGAAUCUUUUGUUUGUAUUUUGAUUGAGAGAGACAAAGGGAAAAGAAGGGUCUUUUCGUUCGUUUAUUAUUAUUAUUAUUUUUUUUUUUGUUUUUGUUUUUGUUUUUUGUUUUUAAUCUUUCACUAUUCACUGUCUCUGCGUAUCUCUAUGAUGACCGCUUUCGAUGAAAGGUCGGUUUCUUUUGAUGAUGAAAAGAAAAAAAGAAAGAGAAAUGGAGCAAUUGAUGAAAAGCCCGACCACUCAUGCUUUGGUCCGCGUGCUUUGAUGCAAGGCUGACCCCGACCCCUUGCCUUUUUCUCUUUUUUCAUUUUUUCUAUUUUCGUUUUAUUUUUCUGUUUUCACGAGUUUGUUGAUAGAUUCUUAGAGGGUAGAGAAGCCCCACUUAGGUUACCAGGCCCCUUUUGCAGGGGGUGUUUGUUCUUUGGUUUUGGAUUUUUUGAGGGCAUGCUCUUUUUGUCCAAUCAGAUUCUCUGACCUCUUGUUCUUUGGCUUAUUCCCUCAUUCUCCCUUCUCCAAGAAAUAUGUGAGAUAUUAUUCUGAUUGGAACAUUUGAUUCAAAGGAUGUGAAUUGAGGAAAAGUAGAUGGUCCUUGGGUUUGGCAUUAGUUUAGUUAGCUCCAAGUUUCUGCAAAGAAGGGAGUUUUAAUGGUGUUUUGAGGUUGAAGAAAGGGGAAAGGCCAAGUCUUUAUGGGUUCUGUUGAAGAAAAAGUCAGGCCAGGAGGUUUGGUUAGUGGAGGAAACACACUUCUUGAAGAAAUGAAGUUGUUGAAAGAAAUGCAGGAUACUACUGGGAUCAAGAAACACAUAAAUUCAGAGCUGUGGCAUGCAUGUGCUGGCCCUUUGGCAACCUUGCCUCAGGUUGGAAGCCUUGUGUAUUACUUCCCACAAGGCCACAGUGAACAGGUUGCGGUUUCUACUAAUAGGACAGCAACUUCGCAGAUCCCAAAUUACCCAAAUCUUCCAUCUCAGUUGCUGUGCCAAGUUCACAAUGUUACACUACAUGCGGAUAAAGACACAGAUGAGAUCUAUGCCCAGAUGAGCCUUCAACCUGUGAACUCUGAGAAAGACGUAUUCCCAAUCCCAGAUUUUGGUUUGAAACCAAGUAAGCAUCCAACAGAAUUCUUCUGCAAAACGCUGACUGCUAGCGAUACAAGUACCCACGGUGGUUUCUCUGUUCCGAGGAGAGCAGCUGAAAAACUGUUCCCGCCUUUGGAUUACUCAAUGCAACCUCCAACCCAGGAGCUUGUAGUUCGAGACUUGCAUGAUAACACCUGGACAUUUCGUCACAUAUACCGCGGGCAACCAAAACGACACCUUCUUACAACUGGUUGGAGUAUGUUUGUUGGUGCAAAGCGGCUUAGAGCUGGUGAUUCUGUUCUGUUUAUCAGGGAUGAAAAGUCGCAACUAAUGCUGGGCGUGAGGCGUGCUAAUCGUCAGCAAACAACAUUGCCAUCAUCAGUUCUGUCUGCCGAUAGCAUGCACAUUGGAGUUCUUGCUGCCGCAGCCCAUGCUGCUGCCAACAGAAGCCCGUUUACGAUUUUUUACAAUCCUAGGGCAUGCCCUUCAAAAUUUGUUAUACCUUUGGCAAAAUACCGGAAAUCUAUAUAUGGAACACAGCUGUCUGCUGGUAUGAGGUUUGGGAUGAUGUUCGAAACUGAGGAAUCUGGUAAGCGCAGGUAUAUGGGUACCAUUAUCGGUAUAAGUGACUUAGAUCCAUUGAGAUGGCCUGGUUCCAAGUGGCGUUGCCUCCAGGUCGAGUGGGAUGAGCCGGGAUGUGGUGAUAAACAGAAUAGAGUUAGUCCUUGGGAAGUGGAGACUCCGGAAAGUCUCUUCAUUUUCCCCUCGCUGACAGGUGGUCUCAAGCGGCCUUUUCAGCCCGCCUUUUUGGGAACACAAACUGAAUGGGAUAGUUUGCUCAGCCGACCUUUCAUCCGGGGCCCUGAAAAUGUAUAUGGGGAUAUUCAGUGCUCGUCGAUCUCGAACAUGUGGUCUGAACAAGUCAUGAAGAUGCUACUAAGGCCCCAAGCUGUGAACAAUCCCGGUUUUGUUGCGCCCACUCUACAAGAGACUAUUGCUCACGAGACUAUUACUAAAGCCACUAUACCUCAAGAAGCCAGGAACGCGAUGCAGGGGGCUAAUAUCAAGCAGAAACCUGACCUAAUUCCCGUGGAAGAGACAUCUACACCGAACGAAAGUAACCCUCAAGUGCAGGUGAAUGAACCGAAAAAUCCUUUGCAACAAGUGAAUCAAUUGCAAUGUUCGGGAAAACUUGAAAAUCAGACUGUGCCAGCAACAACUAGUGAAGUGGCAAAAUCAGAACCGAUGCUCACAUCAGAUCAGUUAAGUCGCCUUCAGUCUCUUGGGCAAUGCAAUGACGACAAGCUACCCUUGACGCCCACAAAUGCGCAUAAUCAGGCCACAAGGGGGGCAUUUUUGAACCCGAACAAUGAUUCAUUUCCAGUCCAAGGAAGCCCGUGGCUCAUGCAAUCACAGUUUGAUUCGCAUAUUCCUCAGGCUCCCCAGAUUGACCCGGCUAUAAUGAAUGGCUUUCUUCAAUGCCCUGAUAAUCGGGAAUGGGGUUCAUAUCUACCCUCUUGUCAAUCACUCUCCGGGUUUCUCAGAACUUCCGAGCCUUUUUCUACAUUGAGGAAGCAGGACCAACCGUUUAUGUUACCCGAUGCGGUUAAUCCAUUGCCAACUUCAGUUGGUCAAGAACUGUGGGACAAUCAGUUGAACGAUGCAAAAUGUUUUCCCCAAGGGAACCUCGAAGCCCUAAUACCUUCUGAAGACAUUUCUAACCUUCAGAGCAUCAUGGCUGAUUCGUAUGGCCUGAAAGACUUGUCCAACCAGAGCCAAAGACAAAGUGAUUAUAGUUGCCUUAACUUCGAUGGUAGUAAUAGUGGAAGCGUAGUGAUUGACCCUUCUGUUUCAAGUGCCGUCUUGGAUGAAUUCUGCACCUUGAGAAAUGGCGAUUUCCAAAAUCCCGCAGAAUAUCUAGUGGGCAAUUUCAGUUCUAGCCAAGACGUCCAAUCACAGAUCACUUCAGCCAGCCUUGCGGAUUCUCAAAAUUUCUCUCUGCAAGAUUUUGCAGACAACUCGGGUGGUGCUUCGUCAAGCAAUGUGGAGUUCGACGAAACCACUCUUUUGCAGAAUAGCACGUGGCAACCAGUAGCACCACGUGUCCGGACAUACACAAAGAUUCAAAAGGCGGGAUCAGUAGGCAGGUCAAUUGAUGUCUCGAGUUUUAAUAAUUACUAUGAACUGCGCUCAGAAAUUGAACGGAUGUUUGGACUGGAGGGGCUGCUAAAUGAUUCCAAAGGCUCGGACUGGAAACUGGUUUAUGUCGACUUUGAGAACGACGUUCUUCUUGUUGGAGAUGACCCAUGGGACGAAUUCGUUGGUUGUGUUCGAUGCAUCAGAAUUCUUUCGCCAUCUGAAGUUCAGCAGAUGGGCGAGGAAGGAAUGCAGAUCUUGAACGCGAAUGCCAUGCAGGCUGUUCAUGUGUCUGCGACCGAUGGUUGUCACUGAUCUGUUGUACUAUGAUUCCACUUUGAUCUCAUUUGUUGCCUACCUCGGAUUAAGGAAAUAUCAGUUCUUGCUUUCUCCUCCUAGCUUGUGGGAAUUGUUGUUUAGCUGUCAAAUGUGUAGCUGCUGGCCAAUGCCACUCUUUGUAAGAAUUAUUUGAAACUAUUGCAGAGUUUUGACAUUA